AUGGCGCACGCCCAGGGCUCCAGACUUUCGCUGCAGGCGACCUGUCAUUAUUCCAAUGUGUGCCACGGCCGCACGUGGGGGGUUUUGCCAUUUCCCGACGCGUAUGCGCAGGCCACUGGAUUCAUUCCCCCUUCAGACCAGGCACCUAAGCGCGGCUUUUCCUUUCCCCCUUUCCUUUCUUCGGGGAUGACAAUGAAUAUGAUGAUGAUGAAGAGGACGCCGCCGCUGUUGCUGCACCGUAACGGAUGGGCAGGUGGCGUUGAACCGCACUGCGCCCCCUCCUCCCUCUCCACCUCCUUCGCCCUCAGCUUCAUCAGCUACGGGAACUACACCGCGCUGCCGGGACAAGGCGACGACACGGGGCUGGUGCCGGCGCAGCUGGUGUCGAUGUCGUUUGCGGUGGCCAACGAGGCGAAUGGGGUUUAUACCGUUUGUGCGUUUCCGUUGGGGCAUUUGUCCAGCGGGGGGGGAGGGGGAAGGUGGAUCGAGGACGCGUCGUGGCAGCCGUGCGCGGACCGCAAGGACACGGACGGCAAACACCGCUUCACGAUCGCGACGGGGGCCGCGUUCGCGAUGUCGACGAGGUCCAUUGCGGUAAACCAGACGUGGUUUUGUCAUGAUGAGGGUGGGCGGUUGGUCGCAUACACGGGCAUCUCGAACGCGACGCUGGACAUGGCCUGUGGCGAUGACGGGGAGUUAGGCGGAUACCACGUUGAGAACUGCACGGCGUCCGAUAUACGGCUUCCGGUAACGCUGCUCUAG
Hypoxylon fragiforme is the source of this 762-nucleotide messenger RNA. RefSeq lists its product as uncharacterized. The record is from RefSeq and is a predicted model, not a curated record. The transcript has 3 exons. Bases 1 to 762 code for a protein of 253 amino acids. Lineage: Eukaryota; Fungi; Ascomycota; Sordariomycetes; Xylariales; Hypoxylaceae.